UUGAAAAGAUGUCUGGGCAAAGCCAGCGCUUGAAUGUAGUUCCUACUGUCACAAUGCUUGGUGUUGUGAAAGCCCGUCUUGUGGGUGCAACAAGAGGUCAUGCUCUGCUCAAGAAAAAGAGUGAUGCUUUAACCGUGCAGUUCCGUCAAAUUCUGAAAAAGAUAGUGUCAACAAAAGAAUCGAUGGGAGAUGUCAUGAAAACCUCAUCAUUUGCCCUAACUGAAGCCAAAUAUGUCGCCGGUGAGAACAUCAAGCACAUUGUCCUCGAGAAUGUCCAAAAUGCAUCCCUUAAAGUUCGAUCAAGGCAAGAGAACAUUGCUGGUGUUAAGCUCCCCAAGUUUGAGUAUUUUACUGAGGGUGAGACCAAGAACGACCUCACGGGACUGGCCAGAGGUGGACAACAGAUCCAACAAUGCCGUGCUGCUUAUGUGAAAGCAGUCGAGGUUCUUGUUGAGCUUGCUUCACUUCAAACUUCGUUCUUAACGCUGGAUGAAGCAAUCAAGACCACAAAUCGUCGUGUUAAUGCUUUGGAGAACGUUGUGAAACCAAGGUUGGAGAAUACCAUAAACUAUAUCAAGGCAGAGUUGGAUGAGCUGGAAAGAGAAGAUUUCUUUAGGUUAAAGAAGAUACAGGGUUAUAAGAAGAGGGAAAUUGAGAGACAGCAAGCAGCUUCCAGGAAAUUCGCAGAGGAGCAGUUUGCAGAGAAGGUGUCUCUGCAGAAAGGAAUUUCGAUUAAUUCAGCUCACAACUUCUUGUCGGCUGCUGUGCAGAAGGAUGAGGACAUAAUUUUCUGAGUUGGGUGAAAGUUUAUAUUCUCUUGCUUAGAGAGUGCGUCUGUUGUUCUGCUUCCAGUUCUGAGGUGAAAAGUUCCUACUAUUAUCUACCUGGACAAUCGUUGGUUCCUGAAUAAAAGCUCCCUGUAUGGUUUUUGAAUUCUUUGUUUUUCUGUAAGGUAUUUUAAUUUACUAGAAGAUGGUUUUAUUUAUUUUUAGUAUCUGAAUAAAAAAUGUUUAUUAGAGGAUGGUUAAUAGAUUUAAUUCUUGCUUCUCUCAAUGCCAUUUUUUUGAAGUUA
This is a messenger RNA of Morus notabilis, 1072 nucleotides long. RefSeq names its product V-type proton ATPase subunit D. The record is from RefSeq and is a predicted model, not a curated record. The transcript has a single exon. Bases 9 to 794 code for a protein of 261 amino acids. Gene Ontology annotation, cellular component: vacuolar membrane; proton-transporting V-type ATPase complex. Gene Ontology annotation, molecular function: proton-transporting ATPase activity, rotational mechanism. NCBI's taxonomy places the organism in Eukaryota, Viridiplantae, Streptophyta, Magnoliopsida, Rosales, Moraceae.